Messenger RNA from Lingula anatina, 1328 nucleotides. RefSeq lists its product as uncharacterized. The record is from RefSeq and is a predicted model, not a curated record. NCBI's taxonomy places the organism in Eukaryota, Metazoa, Brachiopoda, Lingulata, Lingulida, Lingulidae.
AAGGUUUUGGCAAGUGGUCUAACGCAUCACUUAUGAGAAGAUUUUUGAUCAUGAUUGGUACGUUUGGAAACAGUGCACUGGACCUAAAACGUGUUUAAACCAAAUAAUGCUUACCUGGAAAACGUUGGCUUUCUGCGUUUUGACAGCAACAAUAUUGAAGAGUGGUCAUAAUGCGUGCGUCACUCGAGAAGCCGACAUUGCCUUUCUUCUGGACGUGACUGGUGUCGCAGGCGACGCGGGAAAGAUCGGAAACUUCAUCAAAACAUUAGCCAACGAUUCUUUCAUCAUAGGUCCCAACAACGUAAGCGUCGCCGUUAUAUCGUUUAUACCGUCUGUCACAGCAAUUAUUACACUGGAUCGUGAGCAGUCUUAUGGAAACAUAUGGAGGAGCAUUGAUACAAUUACUGUUGACGCUAAUAAUUUCCGUGGGAGCCAAGCUUCGAGAGCUCUCAGCUACACGCGCUCUUCGUUUCUAAAUCCAUCACACGCGCAAGGUGGGCGUCAUAAUACAAGGAAAAUCAUCGUGCUCAUGACAACAGACUUGUCGCCAGUACUUUGCAGAGCUGUAAAGAACAGCGUGUUAGCAAAAAAUCAAAGUAUCGAAGUGUUUGUCAUAGGCAUUGGAAACAAAGUCAAUAUUUAUGAGCUGCAAGCAUUGUCUAGCGAUCCUGUAGACACGCAUGCGUUAGCCGUCCAGACGUUUGGGGACCUGGAGGAUGUAACCGUCAACAUUUCAACGUCUCUCUGCGCAGUUCCAACAACCCCAAGUACAGAUCUUACCUCAACCAAUUGGUAUCAUUACUACAAACGUCAGUGUCCAGAUCCUACGACCACGACUAGAACUACUUCAUCCACUGCCAGAUAUGACUUAACACUUUCUACAGUGACAACUAAGGACUCGUCCACUGUCACAAGUGGCCCGUUUACACAUUCUGAUGUGACAUGCCGAACGGGGUUCGGUUGUAAUACACGUAAGCAGGCCACGUCAACGUCUCCGACCAAUGCAAAAAACGAAGACAUUUUUAAGAGAUUUAAUCGUGAAGAAGUGAUCAUCUUUGGUCUAAGCGGUGCGGUAUUUGCUUUAGCAUUUCUUUGCGGCUUGUGUGGUUUAUUCUUGUAUCUGACAAAAAGACGUUUAAGGGUCGAACAGGACCGCUCUCGGGAAGGAAAAACAGAAGGUGAGGAUGAUGUGGCGAUAAAGAAGAAAACUGACGAUGCUUGCACUUUAGAGGCGUUAUAAUUUCUGUGCGCCUUGUUUACGAAUAGAGCACAGACAGAAGUGUAAAAGAAAGGCGAAUUAUAAAUGGUUAACAGGGGCGGAUUAAGGC